ACCUAAGCAGUGCUGCAAGAUCACAAGAGACACCCUUUCAAUGUAAAGUUCAGAGUCUUCUGGUGAACGCUGCAGGACAGCCAAGAAAAGAGAAAGUGAAAUUACCAUCAUCCCUUCAGGGAAGAAAACCAAACUCCAUACCAAAUAAAAAGAUAGAAGAUCCUGUCGCAGGAAAAGUCAACACAUCUUCUCUUGCAACAAGAAGGCAGCAUCUUAGUGGCUUCUAUCUCAUUCCACCCAGAGUGACGCUUGGAGUGCUAAAGGAAGGCUGCACCUAUGCAGCCACUGUGAUCCUGAAGAAUGUUGGUGUGAACUUCUCAAGGUUUCGGGUGAAGCAACCACCUCCGCACACAGGACUGAGAGUGAUGUACACACCAGGACCGGUGGCAGCAGGCUUGCAGGUUGAACUGGAGAUAGAGAUUUUUGCCAUGGUAAUCGGAGGGGAAGAUGCUGGUGGCCUUGAAGAAGUUUCCCAUGAUAUUGAAAUAUUAACAGAAACAGAGACCCUUCUCCUGCCUGUGCGAGCAACUGUGUUAGCCAGUGCCAUUUACGAGCGCCGCCCACGAGGAUACCCCCAGGGCGGGAUGGCAGCAACGGUCCGGGUAGUUCCUACAAGCCCCACACCGCGGCUGCGCAUUACGCUACCCCGAAAGCUUUCUGGUUCACUUUUCUGCAGAGACAGCCAGCGGUCCUACAUCAGUCCCCUUGGGAAUGUGUUCUGGGCACUGAGGCAAGCCACUGUUGUUGGCACAGACGGGUCACAGGUGAUACACAUCAGAGAACCAGAGGGAGAAUUCAGUGGAGAAACCUGUCAGCACCUAUGGAGAGAGGACAACCACGUCCCACCACCUCCUUUUUCUUCCAAGGAUUCUUCCCAAAUCCCAGUGACAGCCAACAGAGACAAAAGCGAAGAAAUUCCACCUCUGUCCAACUUAGAUCAAAGGAGGUACCUGACAUCAUCAUGA
Molecule: messenger RNA, 965 nt
Organism: Antrostomus carolinensis (chuck-will's-widow)
Lineage: Eukaryota; Metazoa; Chordata; Aves; Caprimulgiformes; Caprimulgidae
Product: sperm-associated antigen 17
Exons: 6
Biological process (GO): epithelial cilium movement involved in extracellular fluid movement; axonemal central apparatus assembly
Cellular component (GO): axonemal central apparatus
Source: RefSeq, a predicted model, not a curated record